AUGGGCAUGUUACCCCUCACCUGCCAGCGACUGCAAGUGACACUAACUUCAAAGCUGUUGCAUCUGCACAUUACCUGCGCGCACCAGCCUUAUCCUCCUCAAUAUUACUGCUUCCCUUUCCUAUUCGUACUUUCGCAGUAUAGAAAUCGUCGCCUGUUAUCGCCACUACCCAUGGGCAACACAUCUUCAAUGCUCACUCAAUACGACAUCGAAGAAGUCCAAGAGCACUGCAGCCACACCUUUUCGCAGCAAGAGAUUGUUUCGUUGUACCAGAGGUUCUGCCAACUGGAUCGAAAUGGUGGGGGUUUUAUCUCCGCCGAAGAGUUCCUUUCAGUGCCUGAAUUCGCCGUCAAUCCCUUAUCUCAGAGAUUGUUGAGGAUGAUAGAUGGAUUAAAUUUUAAGGAAUUUGUGGCAUUCUUAUCUGCAUUCAGUCCUCGUGCUACUUCACAGCAGAAAAUUGAAUUUAUUUUCAAGGUGUAUGAUUCUGAUGGCAAUGGUAAAGUUAGGUUCAAUGACCUGUUGGAUGUGUUGCAUGAUUUGACUGGACAGUUCAUAUCGGAACAACAGAGGAAGCAAGUGCUGAUCCAAGUCCUUGAGGAAGCAGGCUACACAAAGGAUUCUUCAUUAGUUUUGUCAGACUUUAUAAAGAUUCUUGGAAAUCCUGGUUUAAAAAUGGAAGUUGAAGUUCCUGUCGAUUGAUGCGAGGAGAACGAGCAUCAGAGCUACAAAUUUCAGGCCAAACUGUGUAUGGCAUUAGCAGAAUACCAUUUGCAUUGGGGUGUGGUGUUCCCUGUCUUUCUUAUUUGUAAAUCAAACUAUUGCUUUUGUGAGGUAUCUGAUUUAAUUUUUUUUUUUUUUCAUGUUCUCUGGUUUCCUCCAAGUUGAUAAUGUUGUUGCUCCUGGAGAAUUUUGCGGUUGAUGAUGUUUAAAUUUUAAAUAAAUAGAUAUUUUAUUUUACCAA
Molecule: messenger RNA, 961 nt
Organism: Manihot esculenta (cassava)
Lineage: Eukaryota; Viridiplantae; Streptophyta; Magnoliopsida; Malpighiales; Euphorbiaceae
Product: calcineurin subunit B
Exons: 6
Coding region: 1-699 (232 amino acids)
Molecular function (GO): calcium ion binding
Source: RefSeq, a predicted model, not a curated record